UUGAGGAGGGUGUGCAAGUGCACACUUCCAUAUCUACGAAUUCUGACAUGACUCACUCUCUAUGAAGUCUAUUUCUGCCACAAUAGUACCUUACUUGUCAUGUGGUAAUGUCCGGGGCGGUAUACUUAGCACUAUGGGCAUUGACGUCGUGUGGACGUACCCUUCGGGAGUUCAAGCAACAAGACGCUAGUUUACCCCUUACCUGUAAGCCUACCUACCUAAGAAAUUUCGAUGUAAAAGGGGUCUACAAUAGAAUAUGGAAGGAAGGACUUCCUCAGCGGAUCAAACCACGAGCCAUUCUAGAGGGUCCGGUCAGAUGUUACAUAGGUAAAUAAAAGCCUUCUGCCCCGAGUCUUAAGAAACGAUCUAACUUAACGGGCAGUCCUCGGAGGUUC
Molecule: messenger RNA, 395 nt
Organism: Chaetomium fimeti
Lineage: Eukaryota; Fungi; Ascomycota; Sordariomycetes; Sordariales; Chaetomiaceae
Exons: 1
Coding region: 108-335 (75 amino acids)
Source: RefSeq, a predicted model, not a curated record